Cynara cardunculus var. scolymus (artichoke) is the source of this 1631-nucleotide messenger RNA. RefSeq names its product heterogeneous nuclear ribonucleoprotein 1-like. Gene Ontology annotation, biological process: regulation of gene expression. The record is from RefSeq and is a predicted model, not a curated record. Bases 254 to 1429 code for a protein of 391 amino acids. Lineage: Eukaryota; Viridiplantae; Streptophyta; Magnoliopsida; Asterales; Asteraceae. The transcript is spliced from 7 exons. Gene Ontology annotation, molecular function: RNA binding. Gene Ontology annotation, cellular component: nucleoplasm.
AUAGAAAGGAUUUUGGAUUUCAAAGACUUCAGGCAACGCGGCGUCUAUCUCCUUCGACCGCAAGGAGCUAGGGUUUUUUUUAACAUCCUUCAAAUCAUCGAACUCAAAACCCAAAUUCAAACCGAUUCUUCACCCACCAAUUUCUUCCAUCAUCCUUACAGAAAAAACAAUUCAAAGAGCUUCAUUGUUGUUGCUAUCAGGGUUUUUUAAUCGGUAGGACAUAAAUAGAGAUAUUCAAAAGGGUAUAGAAUUAAUGGAUCAUCAUGGCGAUGUUGGAAUCCACCCUUACGUUAAUGGCGACGAUGAGCAACUACGGUUUGAUAACGUGAAUCAAAAUCAUGAAAAUUAUGAUGAUAAUGUAGAUGAUAGUGGUGGUGGUGGAGGCAAUGAGAUGAGGCAUUCAAUCAAUGACAGUAGUCGUGAAUCUUCAGCAGGAAAACUUUUUGUUGGAGGCAUUGCUUGGGAGACUUCAGAAGAAUCCUUCAGCAAUUACUUCAGCAAUUAUGGAGAAUUGACAGAUUCUGUGAUAAUGAUGGAUAAAAUUUCUGGUCGGCCUCGUGGGUUUGGAUUUGUAACAUUUGCUAACCCAGCGGAUGCUGAUAAAGUCUUGGAACAAGAUCAUGUCAUCGAUGGCAGACCAGUUGAAGUGAAGAGGACCGUUCCGAGAGAAGAUAUGCAGGUUAAUAGAGGGGUAUCGAGAACGAAGAAAAUCUUUGUUGGUGGGAUACCAUUGACUUUAACAGAAGAUGAGUUAAGGGAGUAUUUCUCUUCGUAUGGUGGUAUAAUUGAGCAUCAGAUUAUGCUAGAUCAUGUCACAGGACGAUCAAGAGGCUUCGGUUUUGUUACAUUUGAUAGUGAAGAAGCCGUGGAAAAGAUAUUUGCCGAUGGUCAACUCCAUGAACUUGGAGGCAAACGAGUGGAGAUAAAGAGGGCGGAGCCAAAAAGAGCUGGCGGUGAUUUCCCAUUUGACAACCAGGGGCGGCGUGGUGGUGGUUCCAAGUCGUAUGGCGGUUUUGGUAGGGGUUCAGGUGGAUAUGGUGGAAAAGCGGAUAGAGGGUAUGAUGAUUAUGGGGGUGGAUAUGCUGGUUAUGACAGUUAUGGGGCCGGCUAUGGAGGUGGCUCUGCGGGUUUCUACGGUGGUUAUGGUGGAUAUGGGUAUGGGUUUGGGUUUGGUGGGCCUAUGUACGGUGGUGCUGGAUUUGCAGGUGCUGGUUAUGGUGGUUAUGGUGGGCCUGCUGGCUAUGGGGGCGGUAGGGCUUAUGGAAGCGGUAGUGGUUAUGGUGGUAAAGGAUUUAGUAGGGGUGGUGGUUCUGGUGGAUAUGGAUAUGGGUAUGGGUAUGAUGGUAGUAAAGGGUAUGAUAACAGUGGUGGUGGCGGCAGCAGUGGCGGCGGCAGUGGUGGUGCUAGGUUUCAUCCGUACAGGAAGUAAGACUAUAUUAUAUAUAGCUAGAUGACAUGAAAGUUGGAGCUUUUGGGUUUCUGUUAUGCUUUUCGUGUUAUGUGAAUUUUCUUGAAUUGUAUUCUAUUAGCAGUAACCGAGAGAUUGAUUGAAGGAGGUCGAAUUGUACCUUACGGAAGUAUAUUUUCUGACGAGUUCGUGAAACCAUGCUCUGGUUUCUAUGCCUUCGCCC